This is a messenger RNA of Nelumbo nucifera (sacred lotus), 1336 nucleotides long. NCBI's taxonomy places the organism in Eukaryota, Viridiplantae, Streptophyta, Magnoliopsida, Proteales, Nelumbonaceae. The record is from RefSeq and is a predicted model, not a curated record.
CUUGCUGCUGCAGAUCUCAGAGGAAGGAGGAUCUUGGCUUGGCUCCAACCGAAUAGCAAGUGGAAUAGAUCGACGAGCAGACCACACCAACGAGUGGAACACACCGGCGAGCAUCAAUAGUUUUCUUGCUCAAAUUCUCUUCUUCCCUGGCAGAUGUAAUGUUCCCUCUCUGUGUCAUGUUUGAUGAAGCUCGCACACCGUCAGAUGGCAUCAAGUCAAAAAGGGAAGGAGAUUGCUCCAAGUCAGGCUGAUGAUGAAAAGGGCAAGUGUUAUGAUGUAGCAAGAUGGAGUGUGAGAGACAAGAGGGUAUUCAUCACCUUAAUGCACGAAGAGUUCAAGGGAAACCGACCAACCACAACCUUCAACAAAGUUGGUUGGAAUGUCAUUAGGAAGCAAUUUCGUAAGAAGACUGGUAAUGAUUAUUUAGGCACGCAGUUUAGAAACAAAUUUAACAAGCUGAGAUUGGUGUAUAGGGAAUUUAGAAGUUACUUAAGCACACUAGGUUUGGAUAUAACCGGAUCACUCGUACGUGAUGCAUAUAUCAGGACUUCAGGACCACCUGAAGGCAAAGCAAUUUCGCACUGCUGAUUGUCCCAUGUGGCCGGAGCUAUGUGAUAUUUAUGGUGAUACAACUGUUGUGGGUGGGAUAACUCUAUCUACUGCGCAGGGAGAUGUAAAMACUAAUCAUGAAGAAGCUGAUGAAGAUAGUGAUAAAGCUUCAUUUGUUGAUGGAUUAGAAAGCGUUCCAAUGACUCUAUUGCAUGACUCCACACAAGAUCUACCUACAAUUAAUGAUGGGUGUAUCUGAGAUAGAUGAUGGGUGUGGAACAAGAUUCCUAAUAUAAUGUCAGACCCAAAGAAAGAAAGUGCGAGAAACGCACCACAAAUAAAGCCAUAGUUGAAAUAUGCCAGGCUUUCACAACUUACAUUAGACAGAAGACAAUCGGCAUUGUGGGUGGAUCCAAAGAGAUAGUGAUUCCAGAUUUCUCUAUAAGCAAGUGUCAAGAAAUUCUUCGAAGUGUGGAAGGUUUGAGCAAGCAAAUUAUACAUGAGGGCAAUCAAGCGGAUGCAAGAUCAGAAUUGGAGGAAAACAUUUAUUACUGUUGAAAGCUUUUAUUUUCCCAAGUAUAGUACCGUAGGGGUACUAUUGUAGUUUUACCCUUUUAUUAUUUUAGUAUAUAUAACAAAUAGACCUGUUCAUGGGCCGGGCCGGGUCGGGUCGGGCUUGGCCCGAGCCUCAGCCCGGCCUGACCAUCGAGCCUACAACUUGGGUCCGAGCCCGAAAUUUAGCCCAUACUGUUACUACUGCUGAAGUGGUUGAAUAGAGAGAGAGAGA